AUGAAGAGAAAAUUCUAUUUUCCUAGUAGAAAAUUUAUUCAAACGAAUGCAAAUAAUGACAUGGCAGACAUGAAAACUUCCGAAGAAAAUAAAUAUUUCAAUUCUAAACCCAACGAACAGUAUACAAAUGAAUUAGCUAAAGUUUACGAAAUAGAUACUCGUGGAAAAUUUACAGUCAUAGUUCGUAGAUCAUUCGUUCGAAUGCAUAUUCGGCCAACAACAAAUAUAAAUCCAUGUUAUUCAUAUGAUGUAUCGUCUAUGUGUGAUUCAGAAGUGCUCUUACAAUCGAAUAGAACUCGUAACUAUGACUGGAAGCAAAAUAGAAAAGGAAAACGAAGGACACCAAUACAUAGAAGCAUGCAAAUAUUGAUAACAACAAUUAAAACCUCAUCGAAUUUGAUUGUUCAUGAAUCUACAACACAUAAUCCUGUACCAAUCAUCGUUCAGCAUGAGCAAUCUCAUUAUGGUUUCUAUGCAUUUAUUUUUGUUAUUAGUGUUGUUAUUCUUGGAUUUAUUCUAUGGUAUGUGUUUAUUAGACCAUCACAAACACCUAAAUCAACGAUUCGUCCGCCAUCCGAUGAUAGUGACUCAGACAAUAGUAAUGAUAAUAAUCAAUAUAAAGUGCAAACAUUAAAUGAUUAUAGAAGUGAUCAUAGAUCUUUACGAAGAAAUAAAAGUGCUAAUUCAUUAUUAUUUCAUGAUGACGAUGAUAAUCAUCUCGAAAGAAAAUAUUUCGAAUCGAUUAACUCUUCGACCAUUGGUGAAAUUCUUUCUGAAUUAAUUCAAAAUGAAGUUGACCUAGUCAAUGCGAAUCCAAAUCGACAAUCAUCAACUGAUCUUGCCUCAUUUCUUCGUGACUCAUCAGAAAUUUUUCAUAUAGUUCGAAAUAUCAUAACAGAAAAGUGUUCACGUCAAUUAUUAAAUCCGAAUAAUUUUCUUCAAUAUCAAUAUUUAAUUGAUAUUGUUCAUAGUUCAGAAUUUAUUCUUGAAUAUCUUCAUCAAAAUUAUUCAAAUGACCAAGUAUUUGUUAUCGAAAUCUUAACUAGUCUUCAUGAAAUCUUAUCAACAAUGAAUAAUAACUCGCAAAGAUGCCAAUAUAUUUGUCAAUGUCUUUUUGAUAUUCUUCAGAAACUAAAUAGAAAACAAACUUCUUGA
Rotaria socialis is the source of this 1155-nucleotide messenger RNA. The record is from the annotation of a GenBank genome assembly. Lineage: Eukaryota; Metazoa; Rotifera; Eurotatoria; Philodinida; Philodinidae.